This is a messenger RNA of Fusarium graminearum PH-1, 1650 nucleotides long. RefSeq lists its product as uncharacterized. The record is from RefSeq and is a predicted model, not a curated record. Gene Ontology annotation, molecular function: transmembrane transporter activity. The coding region runs from base 1 to 1650 and encodes 549 amino acids. The transcript has 3 exons. Gene Ontology annotation, biological process: transmembrane transport. NCBI's taxonomy places the organism in Eukaryota, Fungi, Ascomycota, Sordariomycetes, Hypocreales, Nectriaceae.
AUGACUUCCGGUACCCCUUCACUAUCCUCCGGAACAGUUGCGAAUGAUACAACCGUGGAAUCACAACAGCAAACUCGCACCUUGUACCAACGCGUGUCAGUUGUCUUUGGUCAACGGCAGAUGGAUACCAAGGAUCUUCUCAGCCAAAAAUAUCCAGGAAGUGGCACCAAAGAAUCUCCAUAUGUCAUCACAUUCCAACCCAACGAUCCUGAAAACGCUAUGACAUUCCCCAAAUGGAAGAAAUGGUUCUUUACCGGCCUUCAGGCUAUUGCAACUCUUGCCACGACCUUUGCCAGUUCAGCUUACUCAGGAGGGAUGAAGCAAGUGAUACGAUACUUCAAUGUGUCUUCAGAGGUUGCCACACUCGGUAUAUCGCUAUAUGUUCUUGGCUUCGCACUAGGACCCCUGGUCUGGGCUCCUCUGUCCGAAGAAUUUGGUCGACGAAAGAUAUUCUUUGUCAGUUUUAUGGCUGGAACAGCAUUCGCCGCCGGGGCUGCCGGGGCGGAUUCCAUCGCGGCGUUGCUGGUUCUUCGCUUUCUGACUGGAUCCAUCGGGUCGGCACCUCUUUCCAACGCACCGGCUGUGAUUGCGGAUAUGUUUGAAAAGUCAGAACGCGGUAUGGCAAUGUGCCCCAUCAUAGGCGGCUUCUUGGCUCAAACUGAGGGCUGGCGCUGGCUUCUUGGACUAAUGGCGAUAUUCACCGGCACUAUAUGGAUCGUUGCAUCACUUAUCAUUCCAGAGACUUAUGCACCCUAUAUCCUCAGAAAGCGAGCUCAAAGACUAUCAAAAACUACAGGGAAAGUAUACAUCUCAGGUUAUGAUGCAGAUAGACCAGCGAGGUCCGCAGCUCACCACCUCAAAGCGACUUUGACAAGGCCGUGGGUACUUUUGUUCAAAGAACCUAUCAUCUUAAUCUUAUCUAUCUACAUCUCCAUUAUUUAUGGCACCAUGUACAUGUGUUUUGCAGCAUUUCCCAUCGUUUUCCAAGGCGGAAGAGGCUGGAAUCAAGGUGUUGGCGGACUUGCGUUUCUUGGAAUCGUUGUUGGAGUUGCACUGGCCAUCUUAACCUUUGUGUACGAAGACAAGCGAUAUGCCAAGGCAGGUCGUACCAGAGGUGCUCCGUUGGAACCCGAAGAUAGACUACCACCCGCAAUGGUGGGCUCUGUUCUUAUCCCUGUGGGCUUGUUUUGGUUUGCGUGGACUAGUUUUGAUAGCAUCCACUGGAUUGUCCCCAUCAUUGGUACUGUCUUCUUCGCCUGGGGUCUUGUGUUGGUCUUCAUGGCAUUACUCAACUACCUUAUCGAUUCAUAUGUUGUCUUCGCUGCGUCCGUCAUGGCAGCCAACUCAGUCAUUCGAUCCCUUUUCGGCGCUGCCUUUCCCUUGUUUACAAAGCAGAUGUACCAGAAUCUCGGUAUUCACUGGGCAAGCUCCGUGCCGGCAUUCCUGGCAUUGGCAUGUGUACCUUUUCCGUUCUUGUUCUUCAAAUAUGGGCGAAAAAUACGGAUGAAAUGUGAAUAUGCCGCCGAAGCAGCCGCCGUCCUCGAAAAGAUUAGGACACAGGAUGCUGCAAUUACUGAAGAAGAUGCUAUGGAGGAGGCUGAGGAAAUGUGGAGAGCUAGCAGACAUAACAGUCGUGCCAGCAGAGUAUAG